AUGUUUCGCUCGGGUUACUAUCCAACUUUUACUCUAAGCCAUUGGGGCUAUAACGGCACUGUUAAACAUGUGCUAGGCGAGAAGGGAACCAAGUCUUUGGCUUUCAGAGACUCCAAGCGCCAGAUUCCUCUUCAUGAAUUCGUAACCAAACAUGUGCCUACACUCAAAGAUGGUGCAAAUUUUAGGCUAAAUAGUAUGCUUUUCACAGGUUACUUACAGACCCUUUAUUUGUCAGCCGGCGAUUUUUCUAAAAAAUUUCAGGUAUUUUAUGGUAGAGAGAUUGUAAAAUUUUCAGAUGGGGGAGUUUGUACUGCAGACUGGGUUAUGCCUGAAUGGGAGGAAACGUAUUCCUUAGAUGCUAAACAGGCAAAUUUUAAUGAGAAGCAGUUUUCGAACGAUGAAAAGGCCACCCAUCCAGAGGGUUGGCCUCGUCUCCACCCAAGAACUAGAUAUCUAUCCCCGGAAGAACUUGAAAAAUGUCAUUCUAAGGGUUACUCUUACCCUUUGGUGGUAGUACUUCAUGGCCUUGCUGGCGGGAGCCAUGAGCCUCUCAUUAGGGCCUUAUCCGAAGAUCUAUCAAGAGUUGGUGACGGUAAAUUUCAAGUUGUAGUCCUUAAUGCUAGAGGUUGUUCAAGAUCCAAAGUCACCACUCGUAGAAUCUUCACCGCACUACAUACAGGUGAUGUAAGGGAAUUUUUGGACAACCAAAAAGCUCUAUUUCCUCAAAGGAAAAUAUAUGCAGUGGGAACAUCAUUUGGAGCUGCCAUGCUAACAAACUACUUGGGUGAAGAAGGAGGUAACUGUCCAUUGAACGCUGCAGUUGCUCUUUCAAACCCAUGGGAUUUUGUACAUACUUGGGACAAGUUGGCUCAUGAUUGGUGGUCCAACCAUGUUUUUUCCAAAACAUUAACGCAGUUUUUAACGAGGACUGUCAAAGUUAAUAUGAAUGAGUUACAAGUACCAAACGACUUUGAGGUUUCGCACAAGCCAACGAUUGAGAAACCAGUUUUUUAUACAUAUACCAAGGAAAAUUUGCAAAAGGCUGAAAAAUUUACGGACAUAUUAGAAUUCGACAGCCUUUUCACUGCCCCAUCGAUGGGCCUGCCGGACGGGUUAACAUAUUAUAGAAAGGCAAGUUCGAUAAAUAGAUUGCCUAAUAUCAAAAUUCCGACUUUAAUAAUUAACGCGACGGAUGAUCCAGUUACAGGUGAGAACGUAAUUCCAUACAAACAAGCUAGAGAAAAUCCUUGUGUUUUAUUGUGUGAAACCGACUUGGGCGGCCAUUUGGCGUAUCUCGAUAAUGAAAACAAUUCCUGGUUAACGAGGCAAGCCGCAAAGUUCUUGUGUAGCUUUGAUGAGUUAGUUUUAUAA
Saccharomyces paradoxus is the source of this 1371-nucleotide messenger RNA. It is a transcript of the gene EEB1, whose product is annotated as medium-chain fatty acid ethyl ester synthase/esterase. The transcript has a single exon. Gene Ontology annotation, biological process: medium-chain fatty acid biosynthetic process; medium-chain fatty acid catabolic process. The coding region runs from base 1 to 1371 and encodes 456 amino acids. The record is from RefSeq and is a predicted model, not a curated record. NCBI's taxonomy places the organism in Eukaryota, Fungi, Ascomycota, Saccharomycetes, Saccharomycetales, Saccharomycetaceae. Gene Ontology annotation, molecular function: monoacylglycerol lipase activity; acetylesterase activity.